UCGCAUUCUCAAGAAAAACCAAAUCAGAAUGAAACAACUUUAUAAAGUGCCUUUUGAGAGAAACUCUCAAAGAAACAAAGAGCUCAGACGAGCAUAUGUGGAUACAGUACUGGAAAUGGAUGCUCAUGCAACUCCACAUGAGUUCAUCUUUAUAGAUGAGGCUGGGUUCAACCUAGCAAAGACCAGAAGAAGGGGAAGAAAUGUCAUUGGCCACAGAGCAAUUAUAAAUGUUCCUGGCCAACGUGGUGGGAACAUCACAAUGUGCGCUGCCAUCUCCAAUACGCAUGGUGUCCUCCACCGCCAUGCCAACCUUGGACCAUACAACACAGCCCAUAUUCUCACAUUUCUGGGUAGACUCCACAACAUUCUCAUACCAGAGCGAAUGAAUGACGCAGACCGUCACAGAAACAGGUUCGUUGUAGUAUGGGACAACGUGAGCUUUCAUUGUGCAGCCACAGUCCAAAACUGGUUUGCUGACCACCCACCAUUUCUCGUGCAAUACCUCCCACCAUACUCACCAUUUCUGAACCCCAUAGAAGAGUUCUUUUCAGCAUGGCGGUGGAAGGUAUAUGACCGGCAGCCCUUUGUACGCAUGCCUCUUCUGCAGGCUAUGGAAGAGGCAUGUGAUGAAAUUGAUGUGGGUGCAAUUCAGGGAUGGAUAAGGCACUCAAGACGCUUCUUCCCUCAAUGUCUGGCAAAGGACAAUAUUGCCUGUGAUGUGGACGUGGCAUUGUGGCCAGACCCAGCUGUACGGCAAGAAGCUGUCUAAUUAUUUUUCUUGCCUCUUUUUUCUAUUUUUUUUCUUGCAGAUUUCUUUUGUAUUUUUUUUCAGUUUAUUGUUUUUGUGAGCAUAUUUUUGUUUGUUCCAAUGUAUU
Messenger RNA from Astyanax mexicanus (Mexican tetra), 875 nucleotides. RefSeq lists its product as uncharacterized. The coding region runs from base 29 to 769 and encodes 246 amino acids. The transcript is spliced from 2 exons. NCBI's taxonomy places the organism in Eukaryota, Metazoa, Chordata, Actinopteri, Characiformes, Acestrorhamphidae. The record is from RefSeq and is a predicted model, not a curated record. Gene Ontology annotation, molecular function: nucleic acid binding.